UCAGGCUCUCACUGUUACCCUGGUGUUUGAAUCGGUGACACGCGUGUUAAUUCUGUGUUGUAGAAGAAAGCAAACAUUCUCAUGGCUUAUCAUAGACUGUAAACAUCGUAGAGAAAACUUAUUUACGAGCCUUUAGAGCUAAGGCGAAGACUUCUUCGUUCACCACUAUGGCUCUCGUGAUGUCCUGGGUGUGCAUUGUGUGUGUGGUGUUAGGAGGCACGCUGGGACGCGCCUCACAGGAAGCUGAAUUUGGACUUUCAAUUCAUCCAAUUUUCUCCUCGUCAGUAUAUAUUGCGAAGGAACCAGAGACAUUUAAGGACCUGCCAGCAGUGAAGGGCCUGGAAGUGGAAGAGAUAUUGGCAAAAGAGUGCGAAAUCCUGAAUACCACAGAAUCUGGACGUGGCCUUCAUAUGCUUAAGAUUGUGCCAAGAAGGUCCUUCUCCUUCUUUGUGAAACCAGAGCCUUCUUUUAAGAGACUCGUGUUCAAGCUAACUCUGCAGGGCGUCAUGUUUAUCUCGCAUGAAUUUUACUCGGAUGAAGACCUCACGCUCGACGCUGAGGACCUAACUUCUUCAGAAGGCAGCCAGUGGACAAAAGUGAGAGUAGAGCACUACCAAUUCAAGCGACGAGGAUUUGAUCGCCACGCCUUUAAGAUAUCCUUCGGGAACACAACGUUGCGCCGCGAGACGACUGACUCAUGGCUUCUAAAUGGUUUCCAAGAUUUCACCAUGUUCAGUAAGGGAGGUGCCAUAGUCGUCUUCAACUGUGACCCAGAAGAUUUCAACAGACCUUCGGUAGAAAACUACGUGAUCUACAGCACGUGGGUGAUGGCGGGACUCAUGAUCGUGGCCACGUUCCUGCUGGCUGCUCUGUGUUGUGUGUGGUUACGCCUGAAACAUCAGAGGAAGGAACGCUCCUCAUCCAUUAAGUAUCCAAUUUAUGAUGAGUUUGGCGAGGAGGUUCUGGAACGGGUCAGGCAGAAGGUCGAGGCUCUUCGAAAUGGCAAGCAUGUGAAGGAUCCUGACACGGUGAUCGUCAGCUACCCGCCACGAAAGGAGAAUCUCUACGUGGUGGACAUAUCAGGUUAUGGAGAGACAGAUGGAGUCCGUGCCGAGGAUCACCAGUAUGAGGAUAUUGAGAAAUACUACAAACACUCGAGCGUUACGGAUAAUGUGUACUAUAAUACAGAUGAUGAUAUUUAUUGUGGGUCUGCCAUUGACAAUAUUUACGAGAGUCUUUCGUGUUAUGAGGAGUAUGAGGUAAAACGAGACGAGGGCAGAGGCUUUGCUCGUUACUAGGCAGAUUGAACUUUCCCCUCCCCGCAUGCCUGGUGAACCGGUCAUCGCUGCCUCGCCUCCUUCAGCACACUUGGCCGCUUUUCACUCUCGCUGUGGACACUGGGACACUGUUGCAACAGCCUGACUGUAAACACUACGAGUAACAGUUGCUUGUUUGUUUUAGCAGCAAAUCAUGUAUUCUAGAGAGCUUCAUGUAUGCUACAUAUUCACUUCACAAUAAACCAUUCCAUGAGAUAGACA
Molecule: messenger RNA, 1538 nt
Organism: Portunus trituberculatus (swimming crab)
Lineage: Eukaryota; Metazoa; Arthropoda; Malacostraca; Decapoda; Portunidae
Exons: 2
Coding region: 168-1298 (376 amino acids)
Source: RefSeq, a predicted model, not a curated record